AUUAUAUAUAACGGACAAAAUAACAAACAUAGAAUUUCAUAAACAACGAACAUCGUUUGAACUCAUUGUAAACAUUUCUUACAUUUCUUGCUUUUGCGCUGAAACAGUUCAGCGUCCCAAAUUUUGUCUAAAUAUUUCAAAAAUUUCGAGCCUUGUACCGCAAGCGAUGUAGGGUAUAAUGAGAGAUUGGUCUGUUUUAAGUAAUUUGAACGUUGUAACGUUCUGGUUGUGCAAAAUGCGAAUGGAACCAUAUACAGAAGAUGUAUUAACUGUGGGGAUUAGAAUUUUUAUUGCGCAUCUUCAAAAAUCUUGUACUUAUUAUGCCAUUCGUUACAGAAUAUUUCUCUUUGUUCCCGUCUGGUUUGUAAGUAUUUCAAAAUUUUAGCAAAAUUCGUUUCCUGUAACAUUUCUGUUUUUGUUGCUUAUAUAGUUGCCAUCCAUCAUUCCCGAUAUAUUUACAAUCGAUUUUGUCUCUUCGCUGCAUCAAUAAACAGACAGACACUAAGCUCAGAAUCACUUGCCGAACAACUCUAAAUACAAUAGCGAAAUAAGCACUAAAAUAAGUAAAUAAUAAUAUUGUACACAAAAUCUAUCCCCUACUCUACUAAAGCCUAAACAAAGAAUUCUGUGUUUACGUUGGUUCAUUUUUACACAUCUCAGCGAACUUUCGGUUGUUGGUUUGUUGAAUAACAGAAGAAAAAAAACACAAACCUUUUUAUAUUUGAUUUUCAUUGGCUGAAUUCCAGAAGAGGAGGAAAAGGAGAUCAAGCUAAAGGUGUAAAACAUCAAUCAUAAGGAAUCAGUAAUUAAUAAAAGGCCAUCAGUUUCAUUGUCAGCAAAUCUAAUCAAUUACUCUAAAUAAACAAAACAAAAAAAAAAAAACAAAAAAGUUCGUUGCAAAUACAAACAAUCACAAAACUCGAUUUUUAUAAAAUGGUCGGCAGAAAAAUUGGAAAAGGGUAUCAGUUAUAUGGUUUUACACACUGCAUCAUUAAGGGGAAACACGUGGCAAAAUGUAAGAUUUGCGAUAAGGAAUUGCAAAAUACAGCUGAAGCGCGGAUGAGAGCUCAUUGGAGUGCGUGCGCCGUUACUCCAGCGUCAAAGGAUAUUCAUGAGUUAACGCAUGAGUCUGCGUGCAAACGGCAAAUUGGCUGCUCCGGAAGAUCAAACUACUUAGACUAUGCAAAAAGGGCGAGAACCGAUAACGAUCUUAUACGUGAAGGUGAAAAUGCGUCUAUUCGAGAUGAAAAGGUGAACAUUUUGAACUGCCCCGAAGCGCGAAAAGGACGAGAUAAUAUAGCUCUAAAUGGUUUGCCGUUUGUAAUCAAUGCCGCUGCUUACGAAAAUGAUGAAGAUGAUGAUGACUUAUUGUCGAACAUUGAAAAUGAUUCAGGUGUUAUAGAAGAUGCAGUAUUAUAUUCGGGUAAUAAUUCGCAAUUGCGGCAGGAACUGGAAAAUGCGGCAGCCGAGUAUUAUCACACAAAAGCUUUAUGUUACGCAAGACUUGCUGAAAAUUCCGAAUACAAGAAAACCCUUUUACAAUUAGAAAUGAGAAAACUGCAUUUACAGAGACAACAGAGCUAAAAAAAACUAAAAAGUAUUAACAUUAAGUCACGGCGUUAAGAAUUACUUUUCUUGUUUUCUAUAUUCAACAAAUGAAGUACACUAGUCUGCAGCGUCUUUCUUUUCUUAUUGAAAAAAGAAACUUCUGAACCCAUAUAUAAAUUUCAAAAUAACUGAGAAAUAGUUGUC
This is a messenger RNA of Glossina fuscipes, 1752 nucleotides long. RefSeq lists its product as uncharacterized. The coding region runs from base 934 to 1584 and encodes 216 amino acids. The record is from RefSeq and is a predicted model, not a curated record. The transcript has 5 exons. Lineage: Eukaryota; Metazoa; Arthropoda; Insecta; Diptera; Glossinidae.